Molecule: messenger RNA, 2506 nt
Organism: Triticum dicoccoides
Lineage: Eukaryota; Viridiplantae; Streptophyta; Magnoliopsida; Poales; Poaceae
Exons: 2
Coding region: 13-522 (169 amino acids)
Source: RefSeq, a predicted model, not a curated record
UCGCGCGGGAGGAUGGAGUGCGCUCGCCGGGAGGAUGGACGGUGCGGAGAGGCGCGCUCGCGCCCGAGCUCCUGUGCCCGCGCCGCGCCUCCUUGCACCGCUCCGGCGGCCACUCGCCACACGCUGUCGCCGGCGACCAUAGACAGCGACCGUCGCACCUCUACGCGCGCUACCCCGAGGCCCAAACCACGCCACGCCGCCGUCUUCCGCAACCCCGGCCUCCUCCUCGACCUCGCCUCUCCGUGCGAACAAACGGCGUUGCCGGCGGCGGCCACGGCCACCGUGCUUGAGCUGACGGGCGCCGACCGCACGGGGCUCAUCUCCGAGGUGUUCGCCUUGCUGGUCUACCUGCGGGACGAGGAUGUGGCCGCCGCCGGUGUGGAGCGCAUCGAGGCCCGCCUCGCCCCCCUCCUCCGCGGAGACUCGGAAGCCAGCGGGGGCGCCGUGGCUGCCGUCCCCGCCGGCUCCAUCCCGCACGCUGACCGGCGUCUCCACCAGCUCAUGUAUGCCAGCGGCGACUAGGAGCGCGCAUUGCCAGCUCCCUCGGUGUCUGUCGAGAGCUGGGCCGAGCGCGGGUACUCGGUCUUCAACAUCCAUUCCACAAUCAUCUCUUGUACAUUGGCUGAGGAAGAUUCAGGAAAGCAAGAGCUGCGCAAGAGGGGGCAGGAUCAGGAAGAAGCACGGUGAUGGAACCUUAGCAGUAGACCAAAUGCAGACAUGUACAUAAGGGGAUCCGAUUACGAUUAGAUGAUGCAGACCGUGUCCUUGUCCAACAAAACUCAAUCGAGUGUUUGACCCGGGUUGUUCUUUUUUGCUAUAAGAAGGAAGAGUACUACGCUGGAAUCUCCAUCACGUUAAUUGUCGACGAAACAUCCAAUGUUUCCGCCGAGUUCGCAGCAGGAAGGAGCUCAGAGUUCGCCAAUGUCUCCUGCGGUGUCUACACUCUACACCAGAGUUUCAGAUACGACAGUCAAGAGCGUCACAGGAGGAAGAAGCUCCGAGUUCGCCGGAGGUACACAAACAUCCGUCCAGCACUCCAAUGUCGCCUACGGAGUCUACACCAGAGGUAUACUUCCACUUGACCCCUGUUAACAAGCGCCGUGAGCAGAGUAGACACCGGCCAGGUCCAACAUUUGAUUCAGCCAUGUAUGCACAGAGCGUCAAUCAUCAUCCAAAUCCAUACAUUGCGUUAAUUUUCAGACCCUCUAGGUGAUGCUUUUUCAUGUCUAGAAUUGACCCUCGAGGUGAUGCUUUUUCAUGUGUAGAAUUCAGCAUGUUAGGCAAGAGUGUUAAUCAAUCUACUAUAAUAUCAGACAUGAGAGACCAGUCCAAUUUUUCUUCACUACCUCGGAAUAAGGAGCUCAAGUCUGUAGUAGCAGGACUCAUAAGAAAAUGCAUUGUCAGAUAUAUGUAGUAGAAUCUGAAUCUGUUAAUCUGUUGAAAGAUAAGGAAUCUACUUGAAAGAUAAUGACAAGAGAGACCAGUCCAAUUUUUCUUGUAAAGUGCAUGCUGUUUAAACUUUUAAAUGUUCAUGUUUACCUCUGUUUCUUUCUCAUUGAGUUUUGGUACAUUUGGUAUUGUUCGAUAUGCUAUCUAAUAUAGAGUGUGUGGCCCCACUUCAGUUGUUCAAUUAUUUUUCACUUAGCAGCGGGUGAUUGAUGGACCAAUUAUGCAAGCGAUGUCCUUAAUUUCAGAGAAGAUGCAAAACAGAUAACAUGGAUGAGCUUGAAUAACUGCCGAUAGUGUAGCUUUCUGCUGGACCAUAUAUUCUGCCCGGAGAAGUUUCAGUGACCAAUGGAAGCUUUGGUAUAUUUUUUUCAAGCAAAAGUAAUCGUCUAUUACCCAUGUCAGGUUUCGACUCAAAUUGUGGUGCUUCUGUUGGCAUUCCUUAUCUUUUAUGCCUGAUGUGAGUCUUAGUGCUAAUAAGAACUAUUUUUUCCAAAUGGUAAAUCUACCUUUCCCCAUCAUGUGACUUAAAGCUAAUCUAUUCAUGGUUAGUUUUCCUUCCUGUACAAAGGUCAUCUGUUCCGGUACAAUUUUUCUUCGCUUUCUUUUACUGUAACAUAGACCAUGCUCACAUCGUCGCAAAUUGUAAACAGAGACGGAAACGUGCAUACAGAUCUCUCAAGCAUGCAAUAUUUUUCCAGGGUGACAAAUUUUUACAUGGCUUUAUAUCUGAAGACACCUUUUGGUUGACUCUAUUUGUUGUAUAUAAGUUCUAUCCAAAUGUACCUUUGGAUGCUUAUACCAUAACUGAUGGCCCUGGAUAAGUUAUAUCUGAAGAUACCUUUGGUGACCCCUUUCUAUGUUCAUUGGUGAAUAAUAGCGGAAAAAAAACUCGAAUGAAACACUGAGACGACAUACAGGAACACUACUUGGGGGAGUACAAUGUUAUAGAGGUCGCUUUGUUGAGAGGUGAGCAAAUACAUGAAGCCAACAAAGCAACUGGGUGGGUGGAUCAUGACUAGCUCUGAUUUUCUGUACGAUUAUUUGUCUUGCUCUUGCA